CACACCAGUUGCCAGCCGCAGGGUGGCGCAGGGUGCCGAGAGAGCACCUUCAAAGCCAUGCAUUGCUCAGCCAGAAGAGCAGCAGCGCUUUGCUGCUGCGGGAUAGCCGUGUCAUCGGGUCUUUUGACCCCGGAUCUCUUACCUGAGACCGAACUGAUCACAAAUUGCUACAACUUUCCCGAGGAAAAUUUUCACAAGGGAAAUUCCAUCAGGGACAUCUAUGGGACUAGCCCCCACCUCGUCCGUGACCUCGGGUCUCCGGCGGUGGACUUCACGUUGCACGACCUGGAUGGUAACCGAUGGAAUCUUGGCGAGGUGUUGGCAGCAGGAGCGGGGAAGCCGGUAGUCAUGAUUUUUGGCAUGUGGACAUGCCCAGCGUUCCAGGGACUUGACGCCGCCGAGGGAUCAGGCAACACAUGGGCCUAUUGGCAUGAACAUAAUCUGGUAGAACAGUACGGGGACAAAGCGAUUUUUGUCCACAUCUACGGGCCAGAGCCGCAUCCUCAGCCCCCGGACCUCAACUUCGAUUCGGGCAGUUUUGCGCCGAAUGCUUGGAGCGUUUACCGGCAGCCGGUGAUGUAUGACGUCCGAGUUGAAAAGGCGAAGAAAAUUCGCAGCAUCACUCAUCCGGAUGAGGUUGUCCUUCCAGACUACCUCACGGGCAACCCUUACAGCUCGCUUAACCAGCCAGUUUGGUGCACUUACGCCAACGGGGCCCGCCCAUCCGUCAUGGUAUCCUCUAGCGGGUCAAUAUUUUACCAGCAAGAGUGGAUGAGCACGGAAGGGCUGGAAAACGCCAUCGACGGCUACUGGGAACAGGACGGAGCCGGGACUUGGGACGACGGCGAGGGAGCUUCACCGGUUUUGAAUCCCAGGGCCCAGCCGGGCAGAAAGCAACCCAACGCCAGGAAAGCCGGCCGAACAAACCGCCCCUGAAGAAACGCCGUGUCUAGCACAAGAAUGUCGACGAGAGGGAGUGCGGGACGUUGUGAUGUGAGGGUCUUGUCUUGUCUUCUCUCCCGCGAAUGCGCUGAAGAGGGUUGACCCUGUGGUGUGCGGAUCAUCCUGAGCGCUAAUUGGAUGAUGAAAAGCGCUGUGACGACGGAACGCGUUUUCGUCCUGUCGUAGUCACGAGAUCAUCUGUUCAACACUCCAAUGACACCGUAGGCUUUACUUUAGUUUCGAAUCACGACCCCAGCUAGGUCAACCUACUACUACUGCUGUAGAGAGAAAGGGAAAGUUGACCUUGUUGCUUCUGACAUGUCCAGAGGAUAGUAGACAUGUGGAAAGACGCUGCUUUUCCAAACCGUCCUUUGUGAGUCCGAUCGGUGAGAGAGACGAGGUUGAUAUCGUAACAGAAAUCGGUGUACAGUCGUGGCUCCGAUACCGGAAAGUCGAGGGCCUGUGUCACCCCACAAUUUUAUGUCGACGCCACGACUGUCCGGAAGUGCGUCGUUUGGUUUCAUUCAGGGUUAUUUUUGGUGGUUUGCGUGCAUCAGGUCGGGGAAAGCCCGUUCGUGUUGAUAGUCGUUGUAUUUUGUUUUGCUGCUCUCCCGUUUUGUUGAUUCUCCUGCGGCCUGACCUACACCCACCGCGUAUGAUGAUGCGGGUUCGAUUCCAUUUAUGGUUGAUUAUGAUGAAGUGCCCUGCUCAUGCAGGGCUGCCUCCAAUCCGAGGUCGGCUUUCCUUGAUCCUUUGAACGGAUUGGAAUUUGGUGUGUGACGACGUGACCAGUUGUAUACGACAACAUUUCCGAACAAAGGCUGCCGCCGACGCGGCCUCUUGGAGUGCUUAUUUCCGGCUGCUUCGUUUUGGCGGCUUCAUUGGUGGGACACAUACGUUGUUCGGCGCGGAUGUCGGAAAGCGAUUGACGUUGUUGUGGAGCAUUCGCCGAAGUAAACGUAGGCUAGGCGCGCUGGCGAGGGCCACGAAUCUCGUGGUCGUGGAAUUGUUGAGCUCAGAGAAUUCAGCUGCGGAAAAGGAGAGCGAAAAGGCAGACUCGAAAGAUGUUUGUCUCGAGUAUGCUGGUGAAGGCAGAUUCAAGACAAAAUGCUUCCGUUCGGCACCGGGGUGUCGCCUAGAUUGAAAUUCCUUGGGUACGGUUUGAAGACAAGAUCGAGAGAAGGCACCGCCGCGAUUUAUUUCUCGUAGAUUUUGAUCGGCCGCGGUCAAAACGCGGUCACGAAUUCGGAUUGGAAUUGAAGAGGGUUUCGAGUUUGUUGGGCCAUCAUUGUUGUGAAUCGCAUGUCGGUUCGAGUUCACGUCGUGCGUACUGCUCCUGGAUUGUCACGACGGAUACAUGUAUGGACUCGACUACUGUCCCGUCGUUCCUCUCGAUCAUACGGAAGAGGAAGGCGUGGUGACGGAAUUUUUAGAACUUUUAGUCGGGAUUUCGCAGAACAAGCUAUACUGAACAAAUCCAGAUAAAUCUGCGUGUAUCUUUCAUCUGAGUUGUGCGUUAGUAUGAGGCCUCCUAUUCAGGCGACUAAAAGCCUUCAACUGUCAGUGUUGAGGUUUUGCGACCAUCCGAAUCGAAGUAUCUCGCAGCUGCUUUC
Ectocarpus sp. CCAP 1310/34 is the source of this 2555-nucleotide messenger RNA. NCBI's taxonomy places the organism in Eukaryota, Phaeophyceae, Ectocarpales, Ectocarpaceae. The record is from the annotation of a GenBank genome assembly.